AGAAAGAGAGAGAGAGAGACUCUGCACGCAGUUGAUUUGUUAUUCAUUGUAAAGGACGCCGGCGCUGUUGUUUCAAACUACGUCGCGUUGUUAGCGUCGCGUUUCAUCGCGUUUGAGUGCAGCACGGACGGUUUUAUCCUAAUGAAAUAACGAAUAAAUACGGCGACGCGCACUGCCGGCAUUCUCCUUUACAGCAACACACUACGCUUAAACAAGAAGUGAAGGACGAUAAAGGGACACCAUUACACUACUGGAUGCCGGUUGUCUGCUUACUAAGCAGUGCUGUCAAGCAGCAAUGAAAUAACUCCUUCCAGGAAAAGAGCACGGUCAGGAUAACACCGUACCGCAAUGCAAGAAUGUCGCUUAAAGUAGCACAACUACACGUAACCUUGGCACAAAUAGAGGAAUCGGAGGCGCAGACGGCGUAAGAGUAGGCUACCUCUUCCUCUUUUGUAAUAAAACAUCCGUGUCCUACGAUACGCGAUGCGCUGGACUCGCAUGACUGCUUUCAAGACAAUCUACUAACGUAAAACUUCAUCUUAUGAGAUCGGACGCUGCAGACGCGCGAUAAUACGACGGAUGAAUUAUGCACGGCAGAGCGUGAACACCGGCCGGUGCGCGUGUCCCACAUGACCUAGUUUCAAAGUGAAGCUUCCGUGCAGGACAAAUAAAAAAAAGACCUCCAGCACUGAAAAACAAGCACACUGUUUGUUCACAUGCCCGGUGAAAAGUGGAGAAAGUCGUGUGGAGCUCUUGACGUGACAUUAACGUCACGAUCUGAUCGGAGGAUUCAGUAAUGAUCAACAGCCAUUGCUUUUAUCGCGCAUCGUUUUGAAAUGAAUUUACAAGAUUACUUUACGGAUUUAAGAGACUACAGCCAUUGACCUUUGCACUUGCACCAGAUUAUUUAUUUUGGCUGAAAGCACAGAGAUUUUUGCACAUGCUGUCAGGAUUUAUACUGAGCCACGUGUGAAUCGCUUUUCCAACGUAUGUGUGCAUUAACACAUGAGGAUUUGUUGAAGGUGCUCGCUGCUGUCUUGAAAGCAAUAUUUAAUAUUUGACAUGGUUUACUAUAUGAUUUUAAGCUCAGGAGAUCAUUCUACAGUUUUCAAUUCACUGAUUUGUGAACAAUACUGAACAGUAGAUUCAUUGAUCGGUCCUAAAUAUAAGGUCCAAACAUGUGGUCAUUGCCAUUAGUCCGUCACACCGAUGUUCCUCCGAAAGUGACUGAGAGCUUUAUUCUCUCUGGUUAUCGUUUCCCCAACUACAGCCUCCGACAAUGCUUGGCAUCUGCUUUUCGUCCGACUAAUGAGACUGGAAACUUCUGGACGCACUUCCUCCCUAUCUUCGUGUUUGCCUUCUACUUUCUGGAGGUGUUUGCAUGGGAAGGAGCACCCGAACCUAGCAGCCCAUUUUUCUACCCCUUCUGGAACUACUGUCUCGGGGUGUUCUACCUGCUGCUAGCCAGCAGCCUGGCUCAUCUUCUCAACUCCAUGUCUCUCAUCAUUCGUGAAAUCUGUUUCUUUGUGGACUACGGGACUAUCAGCGCGUAUACGGUGGGUUCCUCCCUGGCAUAUUACUACUAUAUCUACCCUCAAGCGGGUAUACCGGAGAUUGGGGUUGGCGGACGGAACGCUUCCCAUAAGAAGGGCCUGAACAUCGACGACGAGACUUGGCCUUCGGCAUCCCUUUCUCCACGUCCAUCAAUAUUCUGCUGGUUUUUCGAAAACCUUUACAUCCCAACCUCCUGCCUGGUUGCCAUCGUAUGCGUCAUCACCUGCUGUAACACCAGGCAGCGCUGGCGGAAGUACCGCUAUGCUGUUCGAACCCUCGUCUUCAUCCUCCCCUUCUUCAUCUCCUCCACACCCGUGUUCUAUCGUCUCCUGAGUCCCUCUCCCUACAUUCCUCAUUCCUCUUCUUCUAUGUUCUCUACCAUGCCUGCCUUUUUCUACCGACACUGCUUUUGGCUAGUGGUGUCUGCCAUUUUCAAUAUCAGUAAGAUCCCAGAGCGAUUUUCUCCAGGGUAUUUUGAUAUUUGGGGUCACAGCCAUCAAUGGUUCCAUUGCUGCACCUUCCUGUCAAUUUUGGAUGAGCUUCACAUGAUCAAGGUGGAGAUGCGGGCCCUGCUUCUCAGCCCGGCACUGGUAUUGUCACCUGCAAUACCGCCCAGGCUUCCUGGACCAACAUUUUGCUCAACAUAUGGAAUUAUGGUUCUUCUUCAGGGGUGUAUAGCAAGCGUCAUAGGUUGGUUUGGCUGGUGUGCGUAUUACAUAUAUGCACCAGAGCAAAAAAUGCUGAAGGGACAUUAGGAGGUGAUGUCUCUAUAAACAUUGUUAUAAUGUUGACCGUUUGGCACUUGCAGUACAAACUGUUGUCAUUUCAAUAUGACAAGAGUUUGUUAUUAGUACUGUUUAACUAAAGAAAAGCUUAUUUAGCAAAAUUGAUGAAUGUUUCAGUGGGUUUUAAUGUGAAAACAGUCAAAGGAUAUUGUUUUUUAUUGUAGGAUGGCCAAUCCCCCUGCUGCUUUCAAGUCAGCAUGCUUAUUUAGCCACACGUGCUCUUAAGGGAAUGUAUCUUACGUUAGCUUAUUCUUCUAUAUUGAUCUCAUAAUUCUCACUUGAGAGAGUAAAAAUAAUGGAUUAUCGAGAUUUACUGUAGGAGAUCUUACUGUAUGUUUUACUAAUACCAUUUUAAUGCAUUUUUGUAUUUACUACCGUACCUUGAGAAAUGCUCUUUCACUUUUGCUUUCAUUUUUUUUCUCAUUAUCUAUCUCACUUUUUCUUUCAUCCGCCUACUCGCAUUUCCUCCCUUUUAAGAACCCCUCUAAACAGGAAGUGCAGACAAACAGCAUGCAGACAAGCACAAAUAGCUUUGACCAAAGUGUUUGAGGCAAAGGGAAAUGAGAAGGGUGUGGAUUCAUUUAGCCAUAAACCGCUUUUUAGCACUGAAAUCUACAUCUUUUGUUUUUAAUCAACAUUAUUUUAUCCCUAUAUAGUCUAUACAGUCACAACCAGUGUGACAGUGUAAGUAUGUAACUAUAGAUGUGAGUUUAAAUGCUGUAUCUUAAUCUACUGGAACUAUGCACGGACAUUGAUUGUGUACUUAACAAUUAGUUUAAAGGCCUAGUGCAGGUUUGAUGGGAAAGCUGAAUGGGAAAAUGAAGCCAUAUCAUUUUUUUAAAAACAUAUCAGCAAGUACUGUUUUUAGUUUAUAAGGCCAGUUGCGGAGGCAAGUGUAGUCAUGGACUUGAAUAGUUAGUGGCAAACCAAAAUCAUUAUUUACUUAGUUUAUAUGUAGGUCUAAAAAGUUGCUACUGUUUGGUUUAUUUUAACCAACUGGAUGCUUUCAGAAAGUGGUGCUGUUAUGAAAGUGUGCCUAAUGCAGGUUAUUAAGUUUGACAGUAGGGUGUGUAUUGUGUGUGCAUAUAUCUGCUGUUUGUUUAUGUUCCUGUUAAAGACAAAUUGGAGUCAUUGAUGAAUUAGAUGUUGUCUGUCAAACAAAAUGUUUUGUCUAUAUGUUGUCCUCAUAUUUCAGGCAGGCCGAAUAGUUGCAAUAGGUGUGAGGGUUAGAGCAUUUCAUCACUUUGUUUCAUGUAAUCCAUCUUGAACAGGGAUUAAUUCAUUAUUCAUUACUCAUACUUAGCACUCUCUUUCUAUUUGUUUCGAUGGGUUUAAGCAUAUUUUACAAUGCACUGUGUUGCACAAGCAUAGUAUUAAAAUCUAAGCUGAAUUUAUGAUUUGCACAUGACCCAAUGUUUCUAAACUAAUCUGUGAUCUUGAGAGGGACCUGAUAUAUAUUGGUUUUAAAGGCUUGUCUAAAGGUUUGGACAGUUUUGACAAAAUAGCGUUGGACCAUUUGCCCAAAUGUGCAACUUCAUUUCUUAGAUGCACGCUAAAGAAUGCUGUUUUUUUAUUAAAAGCCGUUGGGUUAAUGUUUCUAUUUUACCCAACAGUGUGUAAAAUAACCCAGAUAUCUUGCAAUGUGUAGGUUUGACAAAUGUCAGUGCUGUUUGGGCAAUGUUUGUCCUCUCAAAUAUCUGUCAUAACGCUGAAACCUCAAACCUGUAUGUAUGCUAAAAUGUAUGCUGUAGUUAAACAGUUCAAAUGUACAAGACAUUUAAAGAGACUAUCCUGUGUCAAACAUAUAUGAGAAAUAUUUACAAAGUAAAUGUUUGAUACAGGCUGGUUCUAAAUUCUUGUUCUAGAACGGUUUAUCUAGAACUGUUGUAGUUCUCAGGGGAGAAAACAAGUUAGAGUCUUAAUGCACUGAAAGACGACUGCUGUAGUGUGAACUUAUAAUCAUGGUUUACUUACUGUAAGUAGAUCAUGUUAAUAUGUCUUAUUUAUUAAGAUAGAGGCUUAAAUAUAUAUAUAUAAUAUAGUAUAUUUACUUUUUAAUGCAUAUAUAUGACUAUGAUUGACUAUAUGUACCACUAGAUUCUAUUUCAAACUGUAUCAAAAGAUGAGAUUAGAGAUCAAUAAAUUCGAAUGGUA
Messenger RNA from Misgurnus anguillicaudatus (oriental weatherfish), 4493 nucleotides. RefSeq names its product progestin and adipoQ receptor family member 9 (gene paqr9). Gene Ontology annotation, molecular function: signaling receptor activity. Gene Ontology annotation, cellular component: membrane. Lineage: Eukaryota; Metazoa; Chordata; Actinopteri; Cypriniformes; Cobitidae. The record is from RefSeq and is a predicted model, not a curated record.